Halichondria panicea is the source of this 1667-nucleotide messenger RNA. RefSeq names its product lysophospholipid acyltransferase 6-like. Gene Ontology annotation, cellular component: membrane. NCBI's taxonomy places the organism in Eukaryota, Metazoa, Porifera, Demospongiae, Suberitida, Halichondriidae. The transcript is spliced from 11 exons. Gene Ontology annotation, biological process: lipid modification. The record is from RefSeq and is a predicted model, not a curated record. The coding region runs from base 86 to 1492 and encodes 468 amino acids. Gene Ontology annotation, molecular function: acyltransferase activity.
AGCACUGCAGAAAACCCCUAACCACGUGGACUUCCUUCUUCUUCUUCAAGCGAGUUCAAGUGCCGUGGCGUAUAGUUAACUACCCAUGAUGUUUCAAGCUGCUGCAGAGGUUAUUGGGUUUCCAGUGGACCAGACUCGAUACAUAACUCUACUGCUCCUGUCGUACCCACUGGCCUAUGUGUUCCGCUAUGCCCUCCACCCCUCACACACAUCACUCAUCACACGUCACAUCUUCUCUCUCUCAUUCGGACUCCUCUUUGGCUUCCUCUGCUUUGGAAGUCAGAUGAUUGUCUUGUUUGCUAUAAUUGGAGUGUGCUAUGCUAUGCUUCAGUACCUCCCAGCCACUGUGGUACAAAGAUACACAAUGGUGUGGGCCAUGGGCAGCAUGAGUGCAGCUCACAUCUACAGAAUGAUGACUGACUAUGGAGGUUGGAGCCUGGACUUCACUGGACCUCUCAUGAUCAUAGUACAGAAGGUUACUCUGGUUGCAUUUGCCCUACACGAUGGCAAGGGUCGCAGUGACUCAUCACUCAACCAGGACCAGAGAGAACAGAAGAUUGAUGUGUGUCCCUCUCCCCUGGAGUACUUUACCUACAUCUUCAACUUCCACUCCUUCCUUGCUGGGCCUUCCUUUAGCAUCAAGGACUUCCUUGCCUUUAUGGACGGUUCUAAUCUCAAGUUUUUGAACAAUCCUAACCAGUUUGCCAAGGCAAAAGAGCAUGUCAGAGAGCCCUCAGCUGUCUUUGCUGUUGUCUCCAAGCUUGUCUACUCUCUUGUGAGCAUGGUUGGUUUCACAAUCCUAGCCAGUCGAUACACUGAGGAGAUGGCUAUUGAUCCCCAAUACUCGAUAUUUGUCAGAACAUACAUUAUCACUUUUGCCGUGCUUAAACAUCGACUCAAGUAUUAUUUUGUGUGGUAUAUGGCGGACAGUAUCAACAACUUGUGUGGGCUGGGUUUCAGUGGAUAUGAUGAGAAGGGACAACCAAAGUGGGACAUCACCACAAAUGCAUUUCCAACCAAUGUUGAGCUGGCAUCCAAUCCCAGAGAUAUAUUUGCCAACUGGAAUAUUUGUUCAGCAAUAUGGCUCAGAAGAGUGUGCUAUGAGAGAGUACCCUUCUCCCCAACCAUCGCCACCUUUGCUCUGUCUGCCUGGUGGCAUGGCUUCUAUCCUGGCUACUAUUUGUGCGGCCUGUUCUUCGGAUUUACAUCAGAAGCUGCACGAAAAAUGCGUCGACUGGUUCGGCCCCACUUCCAAAGCAGCCUCCUCCUCAAGUGGUCCUAUGAUGUCAUAACGAUGCUACUCACUCGUCUGUAUAUGGAUUACACUAUUGCAUCCUUUAUUCUCAUGUAUAUUGGGUCAGGGAUGUUGUUCUGGAGCUAUUUCUACUUCAUCCCGAAUAUCAUUAUCUUCGUGAUUGUGUUCCUGUUUCCAUCUGGCAAGAGUAAAGAGGGCAGAGAAUCAAAGGAAACAAGACGACCAAAGGCAGACUGAGAGUGCAGUACAAUAUAGAAUAUAGGAUACCCCAUACCCUACCCACACUCUAGUUAUUCAUUAGUAUAUUUACCAACUUCAUAUUUGGAGUGAUACAUACAAUUUUCAGUUUUCUGAGUAUUUACCAGGUUAAUUGAUUGUAAUUAUCUUCAUUUUGCAAAAAGUUUAUUAUCGA